GCAGAAAAAGUAUCGGUAUCGGUCGGUCGUAUUUUUGUUAUGCUGUUGUUGUUGUUGUUUAGCAAAAAUGGAUCAACAACUGCACCGUCUGACGGAUCGUCAAUAUUCGGAUGUGGAGGGCUUGUUGCAGGCCAUGGAUAUGCCGAGCUCAGACCACGAAGAAAUUGAGUCGGAAUCGUGCCGACUAAGCCGGUAUAAUGUUGCCAACCUGUAUGAGGGACGUCAGCGUUGCUACACAAUGCCACACGUGCCCCCCGCGCCGCCCUCCACACCAACGCUGUUAACGUCCAACGGCAACAGCAGCAACUGCCUCGCCACCAACGGGAAUGGAAAUGGGAGCGGGAAUGGGAGCGGUAAUGGGAAUGGAAAUGGCAGCUCCAGCUCACCCACCGCCAGCCUGGUGUCCGAUAAUCAAAUCAAUCAUUUUAUCUAUGUGAAAAACGGUAAGAACCUGCGUCGUGAAUCCCGCUGCGUUGACUCGGAACUGUCCAAGCUGUUCAACGUUGUUUCCAUCACAAAUCGGUUGACGGCCGUCAAGAAUCGCACACACAGCAAACAGCAACUGGCCGAGCGGGGCAUCAUUAAUGCAUCGCGCACCAUUUCCAAACUGCAUGGGGCGACGAAAAUCUUUAAGAUCCAUCGUGAUCCCAAGGAAUUCCUGCGCGAAACGGAUGAGGAUUCGGUGUCGGCGCCCGAAUACGACGAGGAGGAGGAGGACACACGCUUCCGUUUCUUUCGACGGACACGGCACUCGCGACGGCAUUCGUUCUCCCGGAUGGAGCGUAAAUUUGCGCGAUUCGAGCAUUACGAACGGAUGGAGACGAUUGUCGAUAGUUUCGAUGCGGCGAUGAGUUUUAACGAUGCGGACACCUGAGCUGUAGUUGAUGCUGCUGCUGCAGCCGCGGGCAACAACACCACGGGCACGGGGCAGGUGGUUCGCCGCUGAGUGCAAACCAAUGUGAUGAAUGUGAAUUUCAACUAAAUUAUUUUUAUUACUACUACUAUAUAUGAUUACGAAUUAUGAUUACCGAUUAUCGAUUAUCGAUUACCAAUUAUCGAUUACCGAACUGUUCUCUCCAUACAUUUAGUUCUUUUGCGCUGAUUGCCGUUGCGUCCUGGGCCACGGUUCACCUCAUUAUCGGACAUGUGGCCCCGGACUCAAGCGCAGGGCGAGCAUUUAGUUUUUAGCUUAGUUCUUAUACGCCCCUGUGUGGUCUCUCUCUCUCUCUCUCUUUCUGUGGCGCCCUCUCCUUCUCUCUCUAUGCCGACGUUUAACAGCAGCACCAACCACAACAACAACAACAUUAACAAUUACAAUCAACAGGAAAGCACAAUGCCAAGAAUUUGGUUGUUUUUGUUUUAUUUGCUGAGAAUGUCGACCACAAAGAGAGAGAGCGAGAGAGAACCAAACAAACUAUUCCAAUAAAUGCACAAAAUAAUGUGUUGUAUUUGUGAAGACGA
Molecule: messenger RNA, 1461 nt
Organism: Drosophila grimshawi
Lineage: Eukaryota; Metazoa; Arthropoda; Insecta; Diptera; Drosophilidae
Product: exocyst complex component 4
Exons: 2
Coding region: 68-874 (268 amino acids)
Source: RefSeq, a predicted model, not a curated record